This is a messenger RNA of Hibiscus syriacus, 1458 nucleotides long. Its product is annotated as RNA pseudouridine synthase 5-like. The record is from RefSeq and is a predicted model, not a curated record. Gene Ontology annotation, biological process: pseudouridine synthesis. The transcript is spliced from 14 exons. The coding region runs from base 43 to 1191 and encodes 382 amino acids. NCBI's taxonomy places the organism in Eukaryota, Viridiplantae, Streptophyta, Magnoliopsida, Malvales, Malvaceae. Gene Ontology annotation, molecular function: pseudouridine synthase activity; RNA binding.
GGUAAAUUCGGCCAUUGAAGCCUCAAAAGAGAGAAGAAAACAAUGUCAAACGAUUCGCGAACUCACCCUAUGGUUUUCGGGUUACCUUGGCCGGAACUCAACGACGGCAUAUUCUAUAACGACGUCGUUCCACAUUCCGAUUCCGGGCUUACUUUAGUAGAAUUUUACUCAAGGAAGUACAAACAUUCAGCUCCUUUACAAGGUUGGUUGCAGCGAAUUCAAAAUGGACAGAUAUCGGUUGAUGGAAGAGUCGUUAAAGAUCCAAAUGAGAUUCUCGGUGGUGAUUCAAUUUUAGUUUACCAUAGGCUUCCAUGGAAAGAACCUGAUGUUCCUUAUUUGCUUGAAGUUUUGUACGAGGAUGAUGACUUGAUUGCUUUAAACAAGCCAUCAGGUCUUCAAGUUUUACCCGGCGGCCUUUUCCAGCAACGGACUGUUUUGACACAGCUUUGUUGGAGCAUAAAGAAGCAGAACCCUCCCCUAAAAAGUCAAGAAUCACAUCCUGUUCCUGUGCAUCGCUUAGGAAGGGGUACAUCAGGAAUAUUACUUUGUGCAAAGACAAGAGUUUCUAAAACUCGCCUUGCAGCAUAUUUUGCUGAUGGGACAUCUCUUGUUGGAGCUAACAGUAACAGGAAAGCUGAACUUGGUGGUACCAGGAAAAUAUCAAAGAUAUACCGAGCGCUUGUGACUGGCAUACUUGAUGAAGACAAGGUUGUCAUCGAUCAGCCAAUUGGAAUAGUGCGCUAUCCCGGAGUGGCCAAAGGACUGUAUGUUGCUUCACCCUCAGGGAAGCCUGCUUUGAGCAAGGUUGAAGUUCUCGAGAGAGAUGGAAAACAAAACUGCACAUUAGUCCAGGUCGAGAUUGAAUCAGGAAGGCCUCACCAAAUACGGAUUCACCUUUCUUUCAUAGGCCAUCCUUUGUUGAGUGAUCCAUUGUAUAUUGCUGGCGGCCAGCCAAGGUGUUUUGACUCCGAGAUUGUAGAAGAAAGCUAUGCACAAGAUGGGGGGUACCUUAGGCCUACGAACCCAGUACCGGGAGACUGCGGCUAUCACUUGCAUGCACAUCGACUUGUUCUCUCACAUCCAACCACAAAUGAGAUGAUUUACAUCACUGCACCUCUUCCGUCUGUCCUUCGAACAUCGAGUGAGGCCAGUAGCUCAUCGGAAUCCAUGUCUGUUAGCUCAGCUAAGUGAGAAGAACCCUCGGUUACCGGCCUUUUCUACUACGUAGUACGUACCCGGUAACGCCGGCCUUUUAGACUACGUACCCAGUAAAAUUUAUUUUUCAUCGUUUGAUUUAAUUCAGGUCAUUCAAAGUUCGAGUUAACAUACGAAUAUUAACUUCAAAUUUUGGAAAUUAGUACGUGUGAACAUACGAAUAUUAACUUCAAAUUUUGGAAAUUAGUACGUGUGAACAUACGAAUAUUAAGUUCGAGUUAAAAUUAAGUAGAUUUGUUCUUA